Esox lucius (northern pike) is the source of this 3300-nucleotide messenger RNA. RefSeq names its product tsukushi small leucine rich proteoglycan homolog (Xenopus laevis) (gene tsku). Lineage: Eukaryota; Metazoa; Chordata; Actinopteri; Esociformes; Esocidae. Gene Ontology annotation, molecular function: protein binding. Bases 151 to 1314 code for a protein of 387 amino acids. The transcript has 2 exons. Gene Ontology annotation, cellular component: extracellular matrix. The record is from RefSeq and is a predicted model, not a curated record.
GCUGAAGGGUGUUAGCGGAAAACCCGUGACUUCAGUGAUCCGCUAAAAAAAAGUAGGUGAUUUUUGUCUAGCCAUCAAGACAGAAUAGGUCGCAUCACAGACAGCGAAAGUACCCACGAGAACUCUAACUUGUGUUAACUGCACAAUGAUAUGGAAUUUACAGCAAUGGGGGCGGAGGAUUGCAGCAUUCCUUGGCGAUGUAAAGUAGGAUACACUGGAUUGUCCGGGCGAGCCAACUCUCAACAUUUCUAUUUGAUGACAAAGAGGAUGAUGGCCUUCCUCAUGUGUUUUGGCCUGUGGAUGAUGCUGGCUGCCCACGGCCAGGCUGGAAACGUGAAGAACUGCCACCCGAGCUGCAACUGUGAAGUGGAGAACUUCGGCCUGUUCGACAGCUUCAGCCUGACCAGGGUGCAGUGCAGGGGAGUGGGCCAUAGCACCAACCCUAUCCCUAUCCCUCUGGACACGGCCCACUUGGACCUGUCCUCCAACUCCUUGUCUGUGCUGACCGAUGUCAUGCUCUCUGGGCCUGGCUACACCACCUUGGUCAGCCUGGACCUCAGCAACAACUUCAUCUCCAGGGUCAGCCCCAAGGCCCUGUCCAGGCUACGUUAUCUGGAGACUCUAGACCUCAGCCACAACUCCCUGGAGAGCCUGGCCGAAGGCUGCUUCUCUGGCCUCCCCCUUACAGAGGUGGAUCUCAGCCACAAUCUCUUCCGUGAGUUUGACCUGGAUGUUUUCAUCACCAAAGGACACGGAGAGCCAAUAACCGUGGAUCUGUCCCACAACCGGCUCACGGUGGUCUCUAGAAGUUCGUCUAGGAGCCCCUUGUUACAUGUCCAGAGCCUGACUCUAGCAGCCAACCAGCUAAGAGCCGUACCCAAGCUUACAGGCAUCCCACUGAGGGACCUAAGCCUGGAUGGGAACUUAAUCUCCCGCAUUGAUGAGGGGGCUUUUGAAGACCUCAAGGGCCUAGUUCAUCUGUCCCUCAGUGGGCUUCCUGAGCUCUCUGACAUCCAGCCUAACAGUUUCAGAGGGCUACAGAGCCUUCAGGUCUUGGACCUCUCCGACAACAACAAGCUACGAACACUGAGUCCAGUUGUGUUCAGUGGACUUGUGUCUUUACAGGAGCUCAAUCUCUCCAACUCUGGAGUUACAUCAUUGCCAAAUAACAUGCUAAGUCACUUGCCUAAUAUCAAGAGUAUUACCCUGGACAAGAAUAUCCAUUGUUGGAGGACUCGAAAGCAGGGCCAGUUUCACAGGCAGCUUGAACCUGAACAUAUACAUGACAUGGUGCUAACCUGUGAUGUUAGUUGAAUUGUGUUGGGAUUGUGUUUGGAUUGUUGCCUUCACUAUGGACAUCUAACUGGUAUAUUAUUGCUACAAAUCUGCCUUAGAACAGUUUAUAUGCAAGUAACCUUUUUCUGCCAAACUUUGCCAUUACUAUUUGAGCAGUUGUGUUAACAUUUAAAUUAACAAUUUGUAUUUAGCUUUUAUUCCAAAGGGCUCUUCUAUUUAUAAUGAUAAUGAUAAAUUAUAACAUAACGCUUGCCAUGCCUAGACUAAAUCAUUUCUUUCAACUGCAGUACCAAGCUAAUAGUUGCAAUGAUGGAUAACAUCUUACAAUUUUUCAGCCUUCCCUCUUUACAUUUCAAAGGAGAAAAUAAAAUAUUCUCAUCAUCCACAACACUGUAGGGGGAAAAAUGUAUUCAAUGUAUAGCAACCAUCUACAAAAGGAUUUGUGAUUUAGGGCAUGUAGAGUAGCUAAAUCAACAUACAGUGUCAAGAUAAACUUUGUUACCUUAGAACUAAAGGUUGAGUGAAUAUAUAAUUGAAGUAGAUAAGUUUCCAGUUUCAGAAUAAUACAGGCAUCACAGCAUUAUUGUAUAGGACAUCAGACCAGGCCUAGCUGUUGGUUAGGUUUAGCUAAUGUACUUGCUCUUGCAGUAAUAACUAAUAUUAAAGUAUGAUACUUACAAUAUACUUUCAAAGUGAAAAUGCUUCAAAUGAAACUAAACAAAUGUAAUAUUGCAAUGUUUUGACAGUUUAGCGAUCUCUAUUGUUGGAGCUGUUUGUGUACGUCCAUUGGCAUGAUAACAACAAGCCCAAGAUCUUUAGGUCUAGUUAGACCCAGCCACAGUGGUCUGAAACACCUGGUUACUGGCCACAUCAACAUUUGGCCACAGCAUCCAAGUCACAUUAUGCUUGGUUGCAAAGCUAUGUGAGUGAGGAUGUACUUUUUUUUUUUUUUUACUUUUAAUCACCCAGAAUCUGCAUUUCGACUGGUGGUAGGGGUGAUUAAUUAUUUGGCUUCUUAAGUCCCUCUGACUCAAACUCAGUUCUGCUGAGUUUGAGUCAGUGAUUGAUUUUAAUCAGUGAUUGAUUUAGAUCUGGGAAAACUAUCUGGUGGGUGCAAUAAACUAUCAGGUAGAACUCAAACCAGCAAGAUUUAUACCUGAUCUAAAUAAUAUAAACUGUAACAGCAAUAUCAGUAACAGGUGUGGUAUUUUGAGUUACUAACAGUGUGGAUUUCUUAAAAAAAGAUUAUUCAACCAAUGAAAGCACAUGCAAAAAUGCUGCUAUUGAAAGAAAUAUUUCUCAAAACUAUAUUUGCUAAGUGUGUGCUGAGAAAUAUCAUAAUGAUGAUGAUGGGCAUGGUUUUUACAUGUUUUUAGCAAACUAUUCAAGCAGUUUGUUAAUUUUUGUCAGCUUAAUGGUGUAGGAAAUAUUUGUAUUGUUUGAAGUAUUCAUGUUGUAAGGACUGUUUCUGUAGUUAUCAUUUCGAAUAGAUAUCAAUGGUCUAUCUUGUCCUGUCUAUCUUGUUCUGUUACAUUUAUGUGGUUGAAAUAUGAUCUGUAAAAAUCCAUUCAUAAACAAAUGCUUGAAUGUCACCCAAGAUUGUGUUCCCUGCUCCAUUAUGAAAUCAGUUUCCCAUGAUCAUUUGUCUCCCUUUACUUAAGACAGGGACAUGUUUUGUCCUGUAUUUUCAUAUCUCUUACAAAGAAGUAUGUGUUUUAACACACCAUAUAAUUUAAUGCAUUGCCAUUUUUACCCUCUUUCAAAUUGUUUAUUGUACUGGUAUAACUGUGAAUCUCCACGGGCAAAAGUGUAUUGAUAUUCUGUGUGAAAAUUGAAUGUUUAAACACCAGCCUUGGUUACUAUUCCUGUGGUAUAAUAUGGACUAAAAGAGACAAUCAGUCUGAUUCCACAUGGUGUUAUGUAAUGUUAAACGUGUAUAAAAUGUAAUAUUUGUCUACCAAUAGUGUAUAAUGUAUAAAUCUACAAUAAAUGUAUUAUUAUCAA